Molecule: messenger RNA, 2038 nt
Organism: Diachasmimorpha longicaudata
Lineage: Eukaryota; Metazoa; Arthropoda; Insecta; Hymenoptera; Braconidae
Gene: pths
Product: ATP-dependent RNA helicase DDX47
Exons: 7
Coding region: 292-1656 (454 amino acids)
Molecular function (GO): nucleic acid binding; RNA helicase activity; ATP binding
Source: RefSeq, a predicted model, not a curated record
UCUGUGUGCCAGAGACGGAAGCCAUAUUGGAUAUUUAAUUACUUAUUUAACAAUUAAGAAACUAGUAAAGAAAUAGUUGAGCCCAGUACAAACGGGUACAAAUCUAAUACGAACGAUAGAAUUAGUUCAUUUUGCGAAAGGCAAUAUCGAUAAACGUCCAUCAGCACCGAGGGUAUUGCAGAAACCUACCCUAUUGACCGAGCACCACAGCCCUGACCAUCCCCAAAAUUUGAGGUUAAGGCAGUUGUUUUUGUGGACUGAAUCUCCACUACACGUGUUGUCCAGUCAAAAAUGACUGAUCAAAGUGAUUCAGAAAUUCCAGAGACAGUUGAAGUCGACGAGGACAAGGAAGUAACGUGGAAGGACCUGGGAAUCGUCGACUCGUUAUGUCAAGCAUGUGAGGAUCUCAAGUGGAAAUCUCCUACUAAAAUCCAGAGAGAAGCCAUCCCCCUAACUCUCCAAGGUAAAGAUGUGAUUGGAUUAGCUGAAACAGGUUCUGGUAAGACUGCAGCCUUCGCCCUGCCAAUUCUUCAGGCCCUUCUGGAGAAUCCCCAGAGGUACUUCGCCCUGAUCCUGACACCAACCAGAGAAUUGGCCUUCCAGAUAUCAGAGCAGUUCGAAGCACUGGGAUCCACGAUUGGAGUGAAAUGUGCGGUUAUCGUGGGUGGAAUGGACAUGAUGUCCCAAGCCCUGAUCCUCGCGAAAAAGCCCCACAUUCUCAUAGCCACCCCAGGACGAUUGGUGGAUCACCUGGAGAAUACAAAGGGCUUCAACCUGCGUUCCCUUAAAUUUCUUGUCAUGGACGAGGCAGACAGAAUUCUCAACAUGGAUUUUGAGGUUGAAGUUGAUAAAAUAUUGCGUGUGAUACCUCGUGAACGUAGGACACUCCUCUUCUCAGCGACGAUGACGAAGAAGGUCCAGAAAUUGCAGAGGGCAUCGCUGAAGAAUCCUGUGAAGGUCGAAGUGUCAACGAAAUAUCAAACUGUGGAGAAACUUCAGCAAUACUACAUUUUCAUCCCCACGAAAUUCAAAGACGUAUAUCUGGUCCACAUCCUCAACGAGCUCGCAGGCAACAGUUUCAUGAUUUUCUGUGGUACCUGUAAUAAUACAAUGCGUACAGCACUACUGCUUCGUAAUCUGGGCUUCAUGGCUGUUCCUCUGCACGGCCAGAUGACCCAGAACAAAAGACUGGCUGCACUGACAAAAUUCAAGGCGAAAAACAGAUCCAUCCUCAUUUCCACUGACGUUGCCAGCAGAGGUCUGGAUAUCCCCCACGUAGACGUGGUGAUAAAUUUUGAUAUUCCGACACACAGUAAGGACUACAUUCACAGAGUUGGAAGAACUGCACGUGCCGGACGUUCUGGGCGUUCCAUAACAUUCGUAACUCAAUACGAUGUUGAAUUGUAUCAGAGAAUUGAACAAUUAAUAUCGAAAACUCUCCCGCGUUACAACACUGAGGAGGAAGAGGUGAUGGUACUUCAGGAGAGGGUUUCAGAGGCUCAAAGGAUAGUUAAAAUGGAGAUGAAGGAUAUGGAAGAUGCAAAAAAAACAGGAAAACGUAAGAAAGGACAGAAUGUCGACGACGAGGAUGACACAGAACAAUCAUCUGGUGUACGUAAACGUGUAAAAUCUAAAUUUAAGGGUAAACGUAAAUAAUAAUAUUAAAAAAAAAUAAAAAUAUCACAAAAUGAAGUUAGAAAAAAAUAAUAAAACAUGAAAAUUACGUUUACAUUUUAAAUAAACGCCGGUCGAGGGCUCUUAAGUAUUUUUAUGUACACGAGAAUGACAGUAAGAAAAUAAGUCAAAAAUAACUGCUCAUGAAAUAUUUAAAUUCUAAGAAUUUUACUUUACAUUUGUUUUUUUUUUUUCAAUUUGUUCAGGUGGAAAAUAAAUGUUUUUUUGCUUUUUUUCUGAGAAAUAAAAUGAUGUGUAUAUUCCAUAAUAAUAUUAUCAACUAUUUCUACACAUUCUGUACAGUAAAUUUCAUUGUUUUUUCAUCAAUUGAAAGGAUUUAAUUAAACUUUAUACAAAAAGGCUA